AUCUCUGUCCAGACUCAGACACAGCUUAGAGAGAGAGAGAGAGAAGCAGAAGAGAGGAAAGCGAAAGCGAAAAAGCUUGAACUUGAGCUUCAUCUGAACCGGAGGAAGAAGAAGAAGAGAAACAACAACAAUGGCGAAGUCCGGUGGCCUUCUGCUGUUGGCUGCUAUCUUCAUAGCGACCCUCGUAAUAUCGUCCUCCAAAGUCGAUGCCAGUGGCGAUUAUCAAAUAGAUUGGCUUCCGAUGAGAUCUACGUGCGAUGGCUCGAUCGGGGAGUGCCUUGACAGUGACGAGUUCGAAAUGGACACAGAGAUCAACCGGCGCGUUCUAGCAACCACCCGUUACAUAAGCUAUGGAGCCUUGAAGCGCAAUAGCGUCCCUUGCUCAAGAAGGGGUGCCUCUUACUACAAUUGUAAGAGAGGAGCUCAAGCUAACCCUUAUCGCCGUGGUUGCAAUCGCAUUACUCGAUGCCGAAGUUAAUUUUCUUCCUUUUUUUCUCCCCAAUCUUUCUUCCUCUUCCCCUUCAUCUUCUUCUUCUUCUAUUUUUCUUUUUUCUGGUAAAGAGGGUUGUGGGGAUGGAGUGGAGUGGGUUGGUUUGUGGGAAAGGAGGAGAAGGAAAAGGUUGGUGUUGCUCUGUGUAAGGAAGAAAUUGGGGAUAUGGUGAUAUUUCUCUUAAUCAUAAUAAUAAUUUGGUUUCUUUGUGUAGAACAA
This is a messenger RNA of Macadamia integrifolia, 709 nucleotides long. RefSeq names its product protein RALF-like 33. Lineage: Eukaryota; Viridiplantae; Streptophyta; Magnoliopsida; Proteales; Proteaceae. The record is from RefSeq and is a predicted model, not a curated record. The coding region runs from base 131 to 478 and encodes 115 amino acids. The transcript has a single exon.